UUCCUCCGUGUGUCCCCUCCGACAUUCUCUCACCUUUUAAAAUUUCCUCUCACCAAUGGAGUCCCCAAAUUCAGACCUUCAAGGACCAGAAGAAGAGCUGAGCAGCAGUGAAUCUGGCUGGACAAUGUACAUCGCAUCUCCCAUGGAAGAAGAUGUCGAAGACGCUGAGGAGGAAGAAGAAGAAGAAGAAGCAGAAUCCAUUGAGCUCAGCUGGGCACGAGGCAAAGACAAGUUCAUCAGAAGAGACAGCAGCGAGGAGGAGAGUGAUGAUUCCAUGGCUUCCGAUGCUUCAUCCGGCAAACUUCAUCAUCAUCAUCAUCCAAAAUCCGACAAGAAACACAAAGAAGAUCAGAAAUGGUCUUUCAGCAAGAAACCGGACGACAAGGACAAGAGGAAGGGGAGAGGCAGAGCACCCAAACAUUGAAUCAUCCCUCUCUUUCUCUUUCUCGGCUUUCUUACUUGGCCUUAGUUUACUUGCUUUUUCGGGCGAGACCACGAGAUGUCUUGACGACAAUUUUGCCUUGACGACAAGGUACAUACGUUCUUGGCCCGAUUUUUCGUUUGGUCUUGUGAAGAGAGUUUUUGCUGUCUCUGGAAAUUCAUCUCUAUCAAGGUUGAUGGAAGAGGCCAAUUUGUCAAGCCCUUCCUCUCUGUUCUUUUCUUCAUACACAGGACAGAUUCUUUGAUUUUAAUUGAGUACGUAAUUUCAUCAUUAGAUUAGUACUUGAGAGUUGCAAUUCUUUCAUAUCGGGUGUGCACUUUGGACUUCUAUCGGUCUAAUAGCAUAAAAGCAUACAGUCAUUUCUUCGAACAACCUAAUCUGCUCACUCGAAGCCCUGACUUUUUUUAUGUUAGUCGACGUGUAGUGUUCGUUUGAGCCAGGGAAUCUGCGAGUUUGGGCGAUUUAAAUUAAAGCAUGCCAGCACCAUAAUUGCAUAUAAUUAAAGCAUUGGCCCCAAGUCUAUAAUUACAUAUUGGAUAUGUGUAUUGCACGUUGAGAGUUGUUAGCUAGCACUCGAGCAUUAAACGGUGCACAUUGCAUUUAGGCUGGAAAGAGGAUGACUAUUAAUCAGGGAAAAAAAAAAAAAAAAAA
Messenger RNA from Punica granatum (pomegranate), 1093 nucleotides. NCBI's taxonomy places the organism in Eukaryota, Viridiplantae, Streptophyta, Magnoliopsida, Myrtales, Lythraceae. The record is from RefSeq and is a predicted model, not a curated record.